GGGCACAGCGAGAGGGAGCCGGCUGGGAUGCGCCGAUGUUGAAUCCCAACAAAACCCAGCUACCCCGCAGCUGAAACAAAGAGCCGCGGUGGUUAAAUAAGGCCCUGUAGGGCAGGGAGGGUCCUGGCGGAGGAGGGCGGUGCUCUGAGCGGGACGCGGCCAGCGGGGCUCCGUCAGCUGACGCGAUGUUCCAGCCGCGGCGCCGACAUCUUGGCACCGAACGGAGGAGACGGAGAAUCCGGUUCUCACGGUCAAAUGUCCCGAUGGAGUGACGGCGGGGCCCGCGGGGUUCAGGAAGAGUCCGCCCGGAGACCCAGCAACCCCUCUGCGGAGCCGCAGUGACUCUUCACUGUGAUUGGCUCUGACUGACAGUGACAGCCAUGAUUGGAGGACUCUUCAUCUACAACCACCAGGGGGAGGUGUUGAUCUCCAGAGUUUACAGCGAUGACAUCGGACCUUGGUCUGGUGUGAUCUUCAUCAUGGAGAAACAGCGUGAACGCCUGGCAGCAGGUGCGCUCCCCGAUCACCAACAUCGCCUGGACCAGUUUCUUCCAUGUCAAACACGCCAUCAUCCGGCUGGUGGUACUAAGCAGAACGUCAAUGCCAGCAUGGUGCUCAAGUUCCUCUACAAAAUGUGUGACAUUGUGACAACAUACCUCAGCAAGAUCAGUGAGGAGAACUUUGAGAACAACUUCGUCCUCGUCUAUGAGCUGCUGGACGGUAAACAGACUGAGGAAAGUCACGGCACCAUGAGAAAGGAGACGGUCGCAGCGUUGGAAGGAUGGAUGUCAGGAAAAAGAUUCUGGACUUCGGUUACCCUCAGAACUUGGAGACUGGUGCUGUGAAGACCUUCAUCACCCAGCAGGGCAUCAGGAGUCAGGAUAAAGUGUUUGCGGGGAUGAAGGAGUCUCAGAUCAGUGCUGUCCAUCAGUGAUAAGAAGUGAACUUUGAGGUCUCGUUUGCUCUGUUGGGUCUGGACGUUUGCUUCCUGAAGUCUUUGAGCCCGAGGUGAACUACAGCGAUCACAACCUCAUUAAAUGGGUUUGAUACAUCGACCGCAGUGGGAUCUACAGGACGUGCUGCUGAUGCAGCCGAGGCUCAUGGGAAGGGGGGAAACCCCUGAUGUCAUAGUCGAUGUGUUGGCCUGAAAAAUGAGCAAAUGUAACUUCCUGUUUAUAAUCUAUGUUGUUUCGUCAGAGCUUCAGCCAGCUGCUGCACACACCUGUUCAGUCUGACUGAGGAGCCAAUUACAUUCCAGGAAGCAUCGUGGUAGGAGGGGCUAAAAAAGACCUGACUGACAGCUCAAAACUAAAUUCACAUCCACAGUUUGGAGACACAGACCUGCAGACCAGGACCCUUUGAAGCAGUCCUGACCUGGAUGCUCCUCCAGAGGAAUUCCGGUUCCUGCCCGGCUGUAAUUGGCAUCCGGAGUCUGUGUUUACAGAGCGAGGCGUCACGAAGAAGCUCUGGGAUCAGGUCCCAAACAUCGAAAACCGUAUCGGGUUUAAGUUUGUCCGAUCUCCUCGUUUACCUCUGGGCCUGAUCUCAGACCAUCACAGCAGACACCAGCUUCUGCUUCAGACUGACCUGAGGGUCAUCUGUGUAAGGCCCCGCCCACACGUAGCUGCCGGUCGGUCCCUAUAGGGCUGUUCCAGGCUCUGGUUACCUAGGAUACCCUUUGACAUAUUCAGUGUCCCCAACCUUUGAGCCACGGACCAGCCUUUAAGGUGUGGCGGAUAAAUACGUCAAAAUAAAUGAUACCACCGUAAUCAAAA
Messenger RNA from Archocentrus centrarchus (flier cichlid), 1775 nucleotides. RefSeq names its product adaptor related protein complex 2 subunit mu 1b (gene ap2m1b). The record is from RefSeq and is a predicted model, not a curated record. Gene Ontology annotation, biological process: vesicle-mediated transport; intracellular protein transport. NCBI's taxonomy places the organism in Eukaryota, Metazoa, Chordata, Actinopteri, Cichliformes, Cichlidae. The transcript is spliced from 6 exons. Gene Ontology annotation, cellular component: clathrin adaptor complex. The coding region runs from base 381 to 845 and encodes 154 amino acids.